ACAAAUCCAAAUGUUUGUUGCAUCGCUGGUUAUGGGAUUGUCUUGAGUGUAUUUCACAAAACUUGAGAUGCGAGUAUUUUUCCUUUUGGCGGUUGCAUAUGCAGUUUGUCAGAUGGAAAGUCAAGUUUCUGCAUCAGAUACAUCAUAUUCCGUGGGCAAGGAAUAUGUGUACGAUUAUGAGACCCAGGCCAUAACCGGUUUCCCCAAGGGCGGUAAGAUCUGGUCAGGUCUUCGGGUGAGCUCCCAGGUCAUUGUUCAGGUGUCUGCAGCUGAUCGGCUCAUAGUUCAGCUGAUUUCCCCACAAGUUUCCAAACUCAAUGAGGAGGUGGAUGCAGGUGAUCCGAGACAGGAACUGCUGCCAUCGGAACUGUUCCAAGAACUCUCAGAUGCAGACACCGAACGGCUUAAUCAGGACCUGCGUAAACCUGUCACUGUCAAGUACAUGAGAGGCCAUGUUCAGGAGCUUGCUACUGAGAUGGAUGACCCUGACCAUUCAUUGGACAUCAAACGAGGCCUGAUCAGCCUCCUUGAGUUAAACUUCAAUGAGAGACAGUCCCUGGACUCCGACAGACCGGUCAUCAGGGACGAUGGAAAGCCAGUCAUAUACAGAGUCAUUGAGCCCAGUGUCUCCGGUGACUGUGAGACCACCUACAGACUCUCUCACAACAGGAGCCUGGACGGUGACCUUGGCAUGGACAUUCUCAAGGUCAGACACCUGGACAGCUGUGUAGACACCGUGGUCACCAGGGCUGGAAUACUGGAGGAGAGGCCUUGCAGAGAAUGCAAUGACAAACAUCAACAAGAAUCUCUGUGCCCCUCCUCUUCUGUGAGGUACUCACUUCUAGGAUCCCCGGACCAGUUUGUGAUCAUCAGUGCCACUACAGAGGUCAAGUACAUAGCAGCUCCUUACCCUGAUCUUUCUGCAUCACCUGCAACAUACACCAGACAGAGCCUCAAUCUGAUGGUGUCUCGACCAAUCACAAUACAGAUACAAGAGCUCCAUUCUUCCCGUCACCAUGAGCGUCCACUGAAAGCUCAGGGCUCCAGUAGAAGAAAGGCUGGACAUUCAUUGGAAAACAGAGAUGCUUUAGUGCAAAAGUGCACAGAGUUGUUGAAAGGCCUUGAUCAUCUGAUUAAAGACGGAGUGAAAGAUGGGGCUGGAGAUGUACAGAUGGAGCUGUACACCCUGCUACAGCAACUAGACAGGACCGGCAUUGAGUCCCUGAUGGACCAGACCAGGUCCAGUAAGGCAAGGAAAUCAUUGAUUGACCUGCUUUCUACAGCUGGAACCUAUGCCUCAGUAGACUAUCUGCUGGAGAUCAUGGAUUCUGGAAAGCUGGAUUCAGUGUCUGCCUCUUUAGUACUUGCCCGUGUUGGACACUUCCCGAAACCAGAUGUCUCGGUUGUGUCCAGGAUAUUGGAAUUUAUCAGAAUAAAGGUCCAGAAAUUGAAGACUGACAAUCCUGUUCUCCGCAGAGCUGCUUGGCUGUGUCUUGGUGCACUGGGGAAUAAGCUGGUGGAGUCAAAUGCAGAGAAAGAAAGAGAACUCUUAGCUCAAGAGAAGAUCACCAAUGCAUUGAGAUCUGAUGCCAAUGAUGUGGAGCUGAGGAAAAGACUGGAUAGAAAGCUGGAGGAGAUCAGACACAUGAAGAGACAACAGAAGGAGCUGUAUGAUACAGAAGUGCUCAAUAUCGAGAAGAUGGUGAAGCAGCUUAUGUCUCAAGAAGACUCGGACUCUCAACGUCUGGGCCUGAAGGUGGUAGGCGCCCUGGGAUACGAGAGUCUGCUAGACACCCUGGGGGAGGUCAUACGGGACAGGUCUCACGGUCCAUUGAAACGACUGCUGGCUAUUGCAUCCACAGAGAAGAUUGCCAGUGUUGCUCCAUCCAAGGUCCUCAAGCUGUUGCUGGGUGUGUUCUAUGACAGGACAGAGCCAGAUGACAUAAGGAUCAUCGCCUAUUUGACAUCGCUGGCUGCCAAGCCAGACCAAUCAGACCUUGAGUUGGUGGCCAGGUCGUUGGAAGAUGAACCAAGCCUGAACGUUGGCUCCCUGGUGUACGCUUCUCUACUAGAACUCUCCAUGACAUCUAAAUCCUGUCUGGAAAACAGUUCCAGGAACAUCAGUUUGGCUCUGAGAUAUGCUAAGAUCAUUGACUCCCAGGAACAGAGGUCAAAGAUCAGCGUACAGUCAUCAUAUGACAAGGACCUGGGUGUGGGUUUUCUACGUCAGCUGGUGGUAGUGGGUGUGCCAGAGGAAAGUUUCCCGCGCGUUGUGUCUGUCAAGGUGUCCCCGUCCUUGUUGGCAAGAAACUCUGAUAUGCUGGAGAUUGGCAUGGUCUCUCAAGGCAUUGACAGCCUGUAUGAGGACAUUCUAGCCAACCAUGCCGACACUGAGCUGCAGACACUUGCACACAUGUUCCUGCAUGCCCGAUCUCCACGCAGUACCUCUAUACCCGAACAGAGAGUGGCUGACAUCAAGAAAAAGGUUGGGGUGAAGCCAGUUGAGCCAGUGAAGCUUGAAGGCCAUGUGUAUGUCAAAGUGUUUGGUCAGGAAGCUCUGUAUCUUGAUCUGGAAUCCAUAGCUGCUGUGACGUCAUUGGGACCUAGUCAGGGAGAAGGUAAACAAGGUGAGACAUUUUCAAUCCUGAGAUUUCUCAAGGCAGAAAUGGGUCUCCUGGACUCCCUUAAGGAUCUGCUGCAUAGUCAGUUCAGUUUUGCAGUGCCCCUUGUCCAGCUCCAACAGACCACAGAGUCCGGCCUCCCCCUGAGGGCGGAGCUCCACCUGCAGGGUAUUUCCAGUCUGCAGGGGAGCUUUGGAAUCCAGGAAAACCCCAGAAAGGCCAGGUCUGGUCCACUUAUCAGCAGAUGGGACGCCUUUGUAGACAUGAAGCCAAGCCUGUUCGUCCAAGCACAACCAAGGCUGGGAGUCCAGCUGAAGCACAUUACAUCAGGCCUGGAGCUCCCUGUGACAAUCUCGCUGGACCUUCCAGUGUCCGCUGUGGUGAAUGUGGACCCUGAGAAGUCCAAACUUCUCAUCUCUUUCAAAGACCAGAAGCCUGUGAGAGCAGUAAGCAUUGAGGCUCGCAUGUUUACAGUAAUAAGCAUGGACCCUACCUCUCUAAGUGCAUAUGACAAAAUCACAGAUCGCCGAGAAAUAAUAGCCGUGGAAGGAGCUGAUAUCACAAAGAUAUCAACCACAAUAGGAGACAUUUUUGGAAGGAGUUUAACACUUGAAGGGGAGAUAAGAAGUGUUAAAGACCAGUAUUCUCCAUUGCUGCUAUACUCUGGCAGGCAGUUUGUGCAAUUGAAAUUCCAACCACUGUCUCCAGCUGAUCUUAAUGUGCAGUUUCAACAUGUUCAAGUACUACAAGAUGAUGCCACUAGUUAUGAGGAUAUGGGAGACUCCAGCGAUGGUGGUGGGGGAUGGUUGUCCUCCAUGUACAACUGGCUCUAUCCCGGCAAACGGUCCCGCAACUCCAGACCUGAUAAGGACAGCCACACUUCUGAUGGUUCGGGAGACGCAUUCCUGAACAUUGCAGAAAAAGAUCUUUCUAUUGACUACCUAACAAGAAAAUUUGAAAAGGACACACCAAUAUAUUCUUCUGGAUCUAAGUGUGGUCUUGUGUUAAGAAUUGCUGAUGCUGGCACCCGGCCUCAAUAUGAAACACAGCUCUCCACAUUGUAUCAAAGGGAACCAACUGGGCAGAUUUCGUACACAGCAGAGUUCAAGCAGGCCCAAAGAAAAGCCAAGAAGCAGCCUUGGAGAAUUGUUGCUGAUAUAAAGUUAGAUGUUCCUAAGCAAGACAUUGCACCCUCUGACCUGUUCAGCUCAGUAUACCUAAAACAACUACAAGAUCAGAUCAAGGUUGCUGUUACAGAAAAUGGCGAAAAAGUUGACUCAUUGUUAGACCUUGUUUUUGAAUUAAGAAAGGAGGCAUCAGUGGACAUCAGAGAGCAAGCUAAGCCUUCAAGGCUUGACAACAUUAUUGAUGGUGCAGUGAGCCAAACCUUGCUUAGAUCAACAGACUCACAUCUGGAAAGAAGCAUUCAGCGGCAGAGAGAACUUAAAAAGGAAAUCAAAUAUCUCAACAAAAAGUCGUUGACAGUAAUUUCAGUGAAGGCAGAUUUAAGAUCACUUAGAGAUGUGAUUGGUAAAUCUGUGAAAAACAUUGAAGCUGUUGAAAAGGGAAUCGAUGGCAAAAAGCAUAAUGAACAAAGUGAGGAAGAUUCUGUCCAAGCUUUGUAUGUUAUUGCCAAGGAAAGAGGAUCACUAAAAAUAUUAGACAAAAUAUCUAAAAAGCUGCAGUCUUUAAUAAGCCUUCAAGAAGUAAAUGAUUUGUUCAGUCAAGUUAAAGACCUCAGAAGGAAGGUUGCUAAGGUUCAAGAAAAGAUUGAACAGCAAUGUUCAGCCAGACUAUCUCAUGAGAAAGUUUCAAUUUCUUCUCUAUCAACUGAGGAUAGAGGCUUGCAUGACUCUGUUGAGGACAUUGAUAGGCAGCUGACAUCACUCACAGCUUUACAGGAUCAAGAGAAAAAGUUCUCAGAUGAUGAUGGAGAAAAUAGCAAAGUAGUUUUAAGUGAUGUUUUUAUAAAAGCAGCAAAGGUGAGGGAUGAUGUUGAUGAGAAAUUGCUUCAAGAUUCACAGAUGGAUAAACGUCUCAGUGCAAGGUUAACAGAAGUUUUGCUCAAAAUGAAGAUGGCCACUGAAGAUAUUGAUUAUCAAGUACAAGAGUUGAAUAAAAAUAUUGGGAUAAGGGACAUGACCAAGCCACCAGUUGAUAUUGAUAAAAAAGACAGACAAGAUGUUGCUAAACAUUCUCUGUCGAGCCGGAAUGAGGAGGUACGGAAAGUAGCUAAACAAUUGGCAGAGAGAUUACAUAUAAGUAUAGAGGAAGAUUCGGAAAGAGAAUCCUUGACUUCUGAACAAAGGGGUAAUGAUCAGGCUUCAAUCAAGUCUUUAAUAAAACAACGCAUUCUACAGCUAAAAUCUCUAGAGUCGAUCGAGGAAAUUCUUGAAUCUUCCUUUGAGAAACAAGAAGUAUCAAGUGACCAGUUCAAGCAAAUUAUUAAAGAUGCUUCAAAAUCAAAAAGUGCUUUGAGCAUUAUUUUGGAAAUGGAAAUAAUGAAAAUUAAAGUUGAUAAGAGAAUUGAUUUAUCGCCAAUUUUGAUUGGGGCUGUAAAAUCCAUUGGACGAUUGUCUGAAAUUAUGGGCAAACUAAAACAAGUAAUCAGCUUAAGAGUGAAAGACCUUGCCGUAAGGAAUGAUGCCGAAAUCCAGAUCUAUGAAGCCCUUGAGACUGAUGUAGACAAAACACAAAUGGAUCUUGAUGAAUUGAUCAACAGAGUUAAAAGUGUUCUCAGGGAAUCCAGAAAAAUUUCAGAAGAGGCAGGACAAGAAGGGAUCUUAUCCGAGAGAUCCAACAUACAAUCUAGAGUUAGAUCCGAGGCAGCGUGUUCUCAGUCAGCCAUUUUGAAGCAAGCCUUAAAGGUUGAGAGCAGACAAUUGGGGGUUAAGUUUGCCCUUGCCAGUGUAAUGGAUAUGUUAUCAGGAGACAAUGAACAUGAGGAAAGAUCAAAGAAGGAAAGAGCCAGUCAGGACACAGACAGUUUUAAGGUUUCCAAAUCAGCCCAGGAAACAUCUAUUAAAGAAAGGUCCAGUAAAGACACAUCUAUUAGAGACAAGAACAGUCAAUACAGACCUACUGCAGAGAGAGCCAGUCAAUACAAAUCUAGCCAAGAUAGGGCAGGUGAAGAAAAGUCUAUAAGAGACAAGGAUAGUCAAGAAAAACCUAUUCUAGACAGUGCCAGACAAGAUAGGGCCAGUGAAGAAAAGUCUAUUAGAGACAAGGACAGUCAAGAAAAACCUAGUAUGGACAGUGCCAGACAAGAUAGGGCCAGUGAAGAAAAGUCUAUAAGAGACAAGGACAGUCAAGAAAAACCUACUCAGGACAGGGCCAGACAAGAUAGGGCCAGUGAAGAAAAGUCUAUUAGAGACAAGGACAGUCAAGUAAAACCAAGUCAAAACAUGGUAAGUCAAGAAAAACAUAUUAAAAACAAGGACAGUCUUGACCAACCAAGUCAAGACAGGGCCAGAAAAGAUAGAGCCAGGCAAGACGAAUCUAUUCGCGACAGAGACAGUCAAGAUAAAUCUAGUAAAGAUAUUGACAGUCCAGACCAACCUAGCCAAGCCAGGGACAGUCAAAAUGAAGACAGAGCAAGUCAACAUCCAUCCUUAUCAGCUCAGGACAAGGCCAGGAAAGAUGUGCAAUUGAAGCAGCUUAUUUAUGAAGUCAUGUCACAGCUGCAAGCUGCACAGGAUGACCUAGAUUCCAUCCACUCUGCAAUCCUGAAACAUUCUGAUCCGAGCUACCUUGCCUGCAUGUAUGAUUUCCAGUCAUUAGACCGUCUUGUCCAGAGGAUAGUGGACAUUCAGGCCCAACAGAUCUCUCUUGUGGAAAGCUUCGAAGAAGGCCUACAACAUAGCCCCUCUUCUAGCCUAAUAAGGAUUCAGCAGCUGCGCGACAGAAUACUAAGACAGAACCAAGACAUCAAAGCUCUCCAAGUCUCUUUAAAAGCAGCGCAGACGUCAAGUAAGCAGAAAGACGAUGGGAGAGGAACAAGUGAAGAUCUGUUGUCCAGGAGCAUUGAUGGGGACAGGGCUCCACAUAGCAGGGAUCAAAGGGCUGAGAGCAGAAUUUCUUACCACAGGGAAAUGACUGGAGCAAUUAAAAUAAGAUAUGGAGUCGAGAAUGGAAGAGAUAAGCUUAUUAAAAUACAGCUGAUAGCCCAAAAGUCCCUGGAGCAGUUGUUGUGGGAGAGAAAACAGUUGUCGCCCCUGAAACGAGAUCCCCUGGUGUUGAGUUACCUUGAUGACCAACGUCGCCGUGACGACAUUACCUCCCCCUACUACGAGCCCCUGCGACUGAGACUGAACACACUUAGACAUGUCCACAUCCUUGCUGCUUAUGAGGGUGGCAUAGGAGAGUCCGUUCGUGAGUUAGGCUGGAAGACCCAGGUGCUUAUUAAACUCAUGUUUUAUGACAAAAAAGUGACAAUAAGCAUGCCAGAUGAGAGCAACAUCCAUUACAUGGUUCAGCUGGUGACAGAACUUAACCUAGAUGACAAGCAUAUUGAUAUAGAAGUAAAGACCCCUUAUGAGACAAACCUGUUUCAACAGAUCCCUAUCCCCCUACAGGGCAUUUCUAGGGCACUGAGUCUAGCCUACCCCAGCAUCUCCGGCUCUGAUCCCCAGUCGAUGGCCGUGUGCCAUGUCACACCAGACAGAGUCAGGCAGACUACUGGGGGAACUAUUGAGCAGGAGGUGAGGUAUCCCCACUGUGAGACAGUUCUAGUAAUGGACUGUUCUAGGAGAGACACCCUGGCCAUCACUAGCCGACCAGCACCAGGGAACACCAGUAAACAAAUUGUGACAAUAGCCACUGAAGACAGAACAAUAGAAGUUUCACCUGAUGCAGAUUCUGUCCUGGUGAGAGUGGACGGCUCACUUGUUGCCAAGCAUCCUGAGGUCACUAGGUUUGAUGGUGAUGGGAAGAGGUCGGUGUCAGUGAGACAGCUAAGUGAUGGCAGGAGGGUGGAGGUGAUUCUCGAACAUCGCAGAGAGUCCGUGGUGUCCGAUGGAGUUAUCGUCUCCAUAAAGGUGCCGAGGGUUCAGCUUCCUACAGUGUGUGGUGUGUGUGGGUCUGUCCGAUCUGCCUCUGGGCUGCUGGGCCCAGACCAGGUCGAGUAUACUGACCCGGAUGCCUUCCUCAGCUCUUACCUGGUGCCUAGCAACCAUUGUGAUGCUACAGCCAUACAGGCCCGGCUGGGAGUCCCAGAGAGAAGACAAGAGUCCAAAUUGGUGCGCCCAAGUCAGCGGACAGAUGUCAAGCACAUGAUCCAGAACGGAAUUCCAAAGACUUGCUUCUCAACCAAGCCAAUCUCUGAAUGUCAACCCAACACAAUAGUGGAGAAGACAGAGAACAAAGUGGUCGCCUACGUCUGUGUGAGAUCCAGCAGCCCAUUGGCUGAGAAAUACCUGGAAAUAUCUCGCCUCCAAGUACUGGAUGAAGUUCGAGAUAGGACGCCAAGUAUAUAUGAACCUAUGAUUAUGCCCCAAGUAUGUAUUGCCAAUUAGAACUGUCUAAAACCUGAAUUGGAUUCUCGGUUUUGAACAUUAUUUGUAUAUUGUAAUCAUUCAUGUAUACUAUACAGUCUACAUUUUUAGCACCAAAAUUACCUUGUAUUAUUGAAUUGAAUGAGGAACAUGUUAGUGUUCAGUUAUGUUUUAUUCUAAUUAGUGUUUAAGUUAUUUUGUUAUGUUACUUUUUAAAUUCUUUUUUCUUAUGAUAUAAAUUAAGCUUGUUCAUAUGCUAUUCAAGCCUUUGUUAAGGUCUGAAAAUGCUGCAUUUAUGUAUCAUGCCAUGUAAGCUUUUUUUUAUUGCUUUUUGUCUCUGUUUUGCCUUAGUUAUGAUUUCUUAUGUUUAUAUUUUUCAUUAAAUUGUUAUGUAUUAAGUAAAAAUGUAUUUGAUCCAAAAUGCCUACUUUUGUUUUGUGAGCAGCUACUCAAAGACGGUAGUAUUCACUUGAACACUAUAGAAUUUAAACAGUGAUAUUUGAGAAUAUUAUUAUGGUAUCAGUGCCGUAGCCAGACCCAAAUUUAAGCCGAGGCAGUAUCUUAGGUCGUUCUAGGGGAUUUUUUAUACCUAGAACGUCUCUGGUGCGUUUUAAAGGCCAUUUAAACUACAUUUUAAUUUUAUACCUAAAUUAUAGGAAUCGUGGACGCUACAUAUUACCGUUUGGUAUCAAUAAAGUUAACAAAAAAAAUCUGCUACAAGUUUUAAUUUUUCAAUUUUAUAUUCUGGUACCAUAAACGGUGUUUGAAGUGACAAUAAUGUAACAAACUUAACUACAGAAAAAUAGUCAUAUACUUCAUUUGAAGUCAGAUAGAAAAAGCCAUAGUAUGUAUAAGGAUAUUAGAUUGCGUCACAGGGGCAAAUUGCUUAUCAUGAGGAGUACAAAUAUUUAACUUAAAUCAGUAAAGUUUUGGGCCAUUUUUUUCAAUUUUCUUGUGUAACGUUUUGUUUCAGCACUGCGUCAUCAUUUUCUGUCAGUUGACAGUUCUAUCAUCAACGUUUUAUCAUCAACUUCAUUAACUAAUAAAAAGAAAAGACUUGAACUUCUUUAUAUCAACAAAGUUUUUUACGCGGGAUAUCAUAAUUUGAAAAUUCUAAUGUCAACAAAAAUUCUUACCACCUGAAACGGUCCGGAUUAAACUCGACGCGGGCCAUAAAGAGGAGAAUUCCAAUAAAGCCGAAAACGCCAACCACCCGAAGUGUGUCUAGGUGGUGCGGUGGUCUAGUGGUAACACUCUGGUCUACCAUUCCAGAGGUGCCUGGUUCAAAUCCCGGCCAGGGCACUGGAAAUUUCAGAAUUGCUUCAAGUGUUUCCCACCCAACUAGAGAUGUACUGGUAUUAAACCCAGGUAAUUAUCGCGUGUAUCGGUGCUAUACACUGAGCACGUAAAAGAACCAAGGUAUCUAUUCGCAAAGAGCUAGGGUAUCGGACCCGGAUUCUUUGUAUCCCAAUACUAUCUCAUCUGCUUGCUGUCUCGUCAGCAAAACCAAAGGACCCUAUUGGAAAUAAGUGCUUGCACUUUCAUGGGUUAUCCUUGACCACAAGGUCAAAAUAAAUGCAUACAUACACACAGGUCAAAAAUAGACCCAGACCUGGCCGUAAAACACCCGAUCCUCGCUCGGUACGUUCCGAUGUUCACAAUGAUUGUAACAUCGAAGUGUACAGUGCGACGCUUUGUUUAAUACACUGAUUUUCCUAAUCAUUUUGCUGUGCCAUUUGGCAUCAAUUGAAGUUAUUAAAAUGAAAUAAUUAUCUGCCUCAACAUGAACCAAUUAUACUCAAUGAUAAUAUUUGUUUGUGAAUAUCAUAGUGCCUUAAAUUCAUAAAAUUGCCUCAAUUUCUUAUAUAGAUUUUAUUGUUUUACAUAAAUUGUCCUUUUCUUCCUUGUUAUCUCAAUAUUGCUCUGCAAAUUUUAGCUGAGGCAACUGCCUCGGUGUGCCUCGACGUGGCUACGGCGCUGGGUAUUGCUGCAGUUUUUUUUAAAGUAAUGCAAGCGCUUUAUAACGAUGUUUUUUUUCUGAUUUUAUGUUUUUAACAUUGUUGUUUAUUUCAGCAGUUUGUACUUUUAUGCUUUUAACGAUGUUGUUUAUUUCAGCAGUUUGUACAUUUCAUUAAUUUUAUUAAUUCAUUUGCAAGGUGGUUCAAUUUCCUCCUUUCUUUUCAAUUGUCUUAUUUAAACCUUAAUGCUUUUGUAAAUAAUAUAUGUUGAGCCAAAUAAGUCACAUAUCACUGUUUUGUUUUUUUGUACCGUAGUACUAGAAUAGUUAAUCUCAGGCAAAAACAUCCAUUGGUAUAUACUAGAACUUCUUCUUAUAAUACUAUUUGAGGUUUGUUUCUUUCUUGUCAUAUCUUUGUGUCCUCCUUUAUAACAUUUUUUUGAAUAUUGGAAUAAAUUCUUGCUGCAGAUCA
Molecule: messenger RNA, 10542 nt
Organism: Dreissena polymorpha
Lineage: Eukaryota; Metazoa; Mollusca; Bivalvia; Myida; Dreissenidae
Exons: 39
Coding region: 68-8134 (2688 amino acids)
Biological process (GO): lipid transport
Molecular function (GO): lipid carrier activity
Source: RefSeq, a predicted model, not a curated record